Molecule: messenger RNA, 1272 nt
Organism: Anolis carolinensis (green anole)
Lineage: Eukaryota; Metazoa; Chordata; Lepidosauria; Squamata; Anolidae
Product: cysteine-rich venom protein triflin-like
Exons: 7
Coding region: 341-1132 (263 amino acids)
Cellular component (GO): extracellular region
Source: RefSeq, a predicted model, not a curated record
AAAAGAAAAAAACCCCACACGUCUGAGGGAGAAGGAGGCAUGGCCUGUUCUGCCGUAUCUUGAGGGCCCUCUCAAAAUUUUGAAGUCUUAUGGUUUUUUAUACGUUUCUUAUUCGUUUAUUAUUGAUAAUAUUUAUUGGUUUUACCUUUCUUGCAGUCCUUUCGGGAUAUUCAGACUAACCGCUAUAUAUUUCAGAUUACUUCCUUCUCCUUCUCCUUCUUGCGAGAUAGCCCUCUUUCUCCCGUCUUUCCUGAUUGCUUUCACUUUUCGCCCACACUUCUCUCUCCCUUCUCUUCUCUUCUUCUCGUAAGAGAUAGAGGUGGAUCUAGCGGGAGGUCUUAUGGGAGGCUUUUCCCCUUAUCUCCAGUCUGUUCCUUCCGGUGUAUUCCUCCCCACAACUCCCUUUCACCACGUGGUAGCCGAGAACAAUGUUAUCUUCUUACCAGUGCCAAUGCCUGUUGGCGUAUUCAAGAUAGACCAAAUGCUAAGUGAAAUCUCUGAAGUCCAGAAGAAUGCCAUUGUUGACAAACACAAUGAAAUCAGGAGAGAGGUGAAACCAACUGCUAGCAAUAUGAUGAAAAUGGUGUGGAAUGAGAAGGCGGAAAGGACUGCUAGAAGGUGGGCCAGUAAAUGCCAACCCAAAUCUAGUUCUAAAGAAGAUCGAAAGGUGGAUGAAAUCAUAUGUGGUGAGAUAGUACUACAAACGAAUUAUGCCAUGUUGUGGUCUGAUGCAAUUGAAUCUUUAUCAAGUGAACGGACUUACUUCCAGUAUGGCGUUGGAACAACUGACCUGACAAAAAAUGUUGACAGUUAUACUCAGAUGAUUUGGCAUAAUUCAAACCAGGUUGGAUGUGCACUUGCCUUCUGCCCCCAAGGUUCCGGCACCUUCAUAUAUGUUUGCCAUUACUGUCCUGGGGGAAACGUACGGGAAUUUCUGAAGACACCAUACGCAGCAGGUCCACCAUGUGGCGACUGUCCUGGGAACUGUGAGGAUAAUCUUUGCAACAACCCAUGCCCUUAUGUUGAUGCAUAUGACUACUGUGACGAACUGAUUGAGAGUUUCACGUGCUCACAGCGUUUUGUUAAAGAAAAAUGUAGAGGCUCCUGUGAAUGCGCUACAGAUGAAGAAUAGAUGUACAAGAUUCUUCUUUAGAUAACUAGAUCUAAUAGAAGAAAAAUGAGAAUUAAUAAAAGAAAUAUUUUCACCUGAGAAUUCAGCAUUUGAAAUUGACAGUGUAAAAAUAAAGUACACCAAAUACUAAUAGAAAAUUA